ACGUGGGCGGUUCGCGUCACGUCACGCCCCGGCGGCGCGCGCCCUCCGGCUCCAGAAGCUUUGGUGGCAGGCCCGGCCUGAGAGGCGGUGCUGGGUUACGAGGGCACGAGUAGCCGCGGCCAGGACUUACUUUCUAGGGAGAACCGGAACCCGAAAGCUACCCAGCAUGGCGGCGCAUCGCCGCCUUCCUCCCGCCCCGCGCCCGCCUAUUCCUGGCGGCUGUUUAUCUGAACACGUGUUUGUCCGUCCCGCCCUGGCCCGGAUUGAAAGCACCGGAGGUUCUCUUGUUCCAGAUGACCUAGAUUGUGUAAAUUGAAGAAAACAAACAAACAACCUGACCAUCACAAAGAGAAGGCGCCAGAGUCUCACCAUUCAGCACGAUGUCUGCUAUGGGGUUUUGGUGAUGUAUUUUGUCACAGUGAGAUCAUUCCCUUCUAGUCCCAGUUUGCUGCAAUUUCUUUCUGUCAUUGAGUGAAUUAGUUUUUCAUCUGAACUGUAUUUAGCUCUUCAUUCUGCUCACUUUCUGUUUAAUUCUCCUUCUUCCGAAUGUGAAUGUGCAAGGCAAAGUUGCUGUUGGCUCUCUCUGCCUCAUGGAUGUUGCCCCAAGAUGUGACCUCUGGGCUACAGUUCCGGCAUUAUGCCUGCCUAGCUACUUGCCAUAUUUCUGGCCAUGAUCGUCAUUGACUGACCCUCUGAUAUUAUAAACAAGUCCCCAAUCAAAUACUUUCUUUGUUUGUCAAAGAAACACACUAUGAACUGAUGGAUGGAUCUGGAUACAAUUUGCCUACCUUUAAUGCUUCUGUAGAGAACUGAGUGGUUUAAAUGGGAUGUUCAAGCACAGCUCAACCUCUGAAGCCACCUUGGGAAAUGAUCACAGGUCCAUCACAAAACUAUCACGGAAGUCUAAAGCGUCCCGUCAUGUCACACCUCAUAGCCAGCGUCCACCUCAUCCCUUCUCAGCCAUCCAGCCUUCAUCCUGCCAUCUAUGUCCAUCCCCUGUCUGUUUUCUACCCUACGUCUUUCCCUACUCUGAAAAACACUUUCUACUUCCCCACCUUAAUGAUGGCCAUGCCCAGCUCCUCCUGCCUGGCCAAACUUUCCGCUAAUCGCCCUGCUGUCUUCCAACCCUCUUCCUAUUUGUCCACCCUCAUGACCACCCCUCCUAGAAGAGUGCCACUGGAGAGAUACCUAGUCUCUCUUUCCCAUCCGGAAGCUGACUGCCCUCAACUAGACUGGGAGUUGAGGAAGAAUUCUCCAGACAUGGAGCCUGGAAUUGAAGGAAACGAAUUGGCUCCCACAUCCCUGGUACAAGGGAAGCAGCCCCCGGAGACACAGACUGGAAACCAGGAAGCGGAAGAGAGUCAAGCCCUGGUUAAGUUUGGCGCCUUCACUCAAAACAUGAAAUUCCAAAAUGACAAGAUCCCCACGUGACUCCAAGACCCAAAGUGACAUCACUGUGUAGGGGACAAGAUCAUGAGUGAAGCAGAAUAUCUCUGGGCAUUAAAUAAACAGAGUGGACACCGUUCACAGAAAUAAAUGUUUCAUUUGCA
Molecule: messenger RNA, 1550 nt
Organism: Microtus ochrogaster (prairie vole)
Lineage: Eukaryota; Metazoa; Chordata; Mammalia; Rodentia; Cricetidae
Exons: 9
Coding region: 823-1431 (202 amino acids)
Source: RefSeq, a predicted model, not a curated record